Petromyzon marinus (sea lamprey) is the source of this 3486-nucleotide messenger RNA. RefSeq names its product fatty acid amide hydrolase (gene FAAH). Gene Ontology annotation, biological process: fatty acid catabolic process. Gene Ontology annotation, molecular function: amidase activity; fatty acid amide hydrolase activity. The record is from RefSeq and is a predicted model, not a curated record. Lineage: Eukaryota; Metazoa; Chordata; Hyperoartia; Petromyzontiformes; Petromyzontidae.
UAUGAAUCGCUGCGGUCACGAAAGCUUUAAAUCAAACUUCCAAUACAUAUUAGGGAAUUGCAUCUUUACCAAUGUGUUAUCUGCCCCGUGUUACGCAACCUGCGUGCGUUGCUGUGCGGCCACCCUUUAAUGAGUGCUACGUGUCAAGGACGAGGUACCAAGGUAAAUUAACUCGUCACAACCGCCCCCUCCUGCCCCCUACACACACAGAGUAACAUAUAUAUUACUCUGUGUGUGUGUAGCCCUCCACGCGCACAGACGCCACAACUCCAAGUGCAGCUGUCGCCCGACGUGCCGAGGGGGAUGUGGGGCGACCAGGGCCGGCUGGGGGCCUCCUCCGCCCCGGCGUCGUGGGGCUUCGUGGCGGCGGCGGCGGGAGCCGUCGGCGGCGCGGCGCUCCUCGUCAGGGCCGCCCUGGACCGGAGUCGCGGCCUCGAGUGGAGCCGCAGAGCCCGGGGCCCCCGAGACCGCAGGACCGAGGCCCGGGCAGGCCUGAGACGCGGCCUGGGCGCAAGCAUUGGGGCCAAGGAGGAGAUACUUGGGCUGUCCCUGCAAGAGCUGACCCAAAGGCUGCAGGACAACCAGCUGCUGCCCAGCGAUGUCCUGCAGACAUACCUGCUCAAGGCCCUGGAGGUGGAUGAGAAGACCAACAGCGUUGUUCAGUUUCUUCCUGAAAGCCUCACACAGGCUCAGGCUCUGGAGAAAGUGAAUGCCUCCAACCGGGGCCUCUUGCACGGGGUGCCGGUCAGCAUCAAGGAGAACUUUGACAUCCAGGGCUGUUACUCGACCUGUGGUUUGAUUUGCGGGGUGGAAAACCUUGCUGCAGAGGAUUGUGUCAUCGCAAAGGUUCUAAGGCACCAGGGUGCCGUGAUAUUUGCAAAGACAAAUGUGCCACAGUCCUUGUUAAGCUUUGAAUGCAGUAACCCCAUCUUCGGGCAGACGAGCCAUCCGAUGGAUGCGACACGCUCACCGGGGGGGUCGUCUGGAGGAGAGGGGGCGCUCAUCGGGGGUGGGGGCUCCAUCCUGGGCAUCGGCUCCGACAUCGGAGGCAGCAUCCGCAUCCCGGCGUCAUUCUGUGGGAUCUGUGGCCUCAAGCCCACUGGGGGGCGGCUUAGUAACAAAGGCGGACAGUCUAGCAUCUCCGGACAAAAAGGGGUGAUACCUUCGGCAGGUCCAAUAGCCCGCGACGUGGACGGUCUCGCCCUGUGCAUGGAGGCACUCUUGUGUCCCAAACUGUUCGCCCUGGACCCAACCGUUCCCCCGCUUCCCUUUGAUAGGAAGAUUUAUGAGAACAAGAGCCCAAUGGUGGUUGGCUACUAUGAGGGCGAUGGGUUCAUUCAGCCAAAUCCCAGCAUGAGGCGCUCUGUGCGCGAAGCCCGGGCGCUGCUGGAGAACAACGGCCACAAGUUGGUCCCGUUUGAGCCGCCACGCCUGGAAUACUGCCUCACCGAGUUGGUCAUGAAGGUGCUCUUCGCCGACGGUGCCGAAACGCUGCUCGGGAAGUUUGCUGGGGAUGUGGUUGACCCUAACCUGCACUACCAAAUAAGCAUGUACCGGAUACCAAAGCUUCUAUCCUGGCUGCUCAGCGUGCUCACAAAACCCUUUGCCCCAAGACAGUCCAAGGCACUUCGGAUGCAGGGUGGAGUAAAAAAUGUUGCAGCACUGUGGAAACUCCAUGCAGCAAUUGAGGCGUACCGCACCGAGUUCAUUUCGGCGUGGAGGGUGGCGGGGAUAGAAGUGCUCCUGUGCCCGGCGCUGGGCCCCGCUCUAAAGAUCGGCCACGGUGGAAAGCUCAGCGCGCUCACAGUCUUCCACAUCUUGUACAACCUGCUGAAUUUCCCGGCUGGCGUGGUUCCGAUGGGGACGGUCACUGUGCAGGAUGAGCAAGAACUCAGCGAUUACCGAGGCCACUACGGGGAUAUCUGGGAAAAGGCCUUUCCCAAGGCGGUGGCUGGAGGGGUGGGCCUCCCACUCUCGGUGCAGUGCGUGGCCCUGCCCUGGCAGGAGGAGCAGUGUCUGCGUCUGAUGCGGGAGGUGGAGAACGCCGCGCGCUCGUAGAGGAAGGGCCCACAGGGCCGUGAUGCAACCUGUACAGGCUAUAUUAGGUACGGCAUUGGCAUAGUGACAACGUUCUAUCUAAGCCAAAGAAAAUAAUAAUUGUUUGUCCUGCCAUGACUUUGAACUCGUGGAGCAAUAAAAUCAGCUCGUGUGCAGGUGCUAUGUUCAUCAUUACAUCGAAGGAUCAUGAGCGAUGGCAGCAGCUUAGGGAAGCCUUCAUCCACCAGUCGAUUAACCAUGGCUGAUGAUGAGCCGUGUAACGUAUGGUCUGUUUGGAAGGUGCCAACCCAGUUGCCUAGUAGGAGGGGCAGCAGUAACCAGAUUUGUCCAGAUUUUGGCAACUAAUUUUUUUCAGACAAAUUGUGUGCCAAUCGCUGCCAGUCAUGAUUGUUGGUGAUGGUUGCCCAAUAAUUGCUGUACGGUAUCUUGAGACAACUGUGGUCACACCACCGUAUGUGAUGAAGCUUAACAGAAUGGCAUGUUUGGACAUACAGUAAAAGCUUGGAUUGCGAGUAACUUGGUCUGCGAGUGUUUUGCAAGACGAGCAAAUUUUUAAAAUAAAUUUUAAUUUGAAAAACGAGCGAGGGUCUUGCAAUACGAGUAGUACGUAUACGCUUUGUCUGCCGAGCGUCACGUGAUCACAACUGAUAUACGAGUGCUUUGAUAUACGAGUGCUUUGGAUUACAAGCACGUUUCUGGAACGAAUUAUGCUCGCAAUCCAAGGUUUUACUGUACAUAGGAAACUACAAUGACACUAUAUUAUGAUGGAGUUUAUUUGUAAAUUACUUUUACCUCUUACAUGCAGUACAAGUAAUCUAAAAAUAAACAUUCUUUAAUGUUGUAUUGAAUGACCGUGGUUGCUGUGAAUGCCUGUAAAUGAUAACUGUGGAGGCGACGGUUGGUAGAUCACACAAAUGUUGUGAAUCUCCUUUUCCGUGUGCGUCAAGGUGCAAUACCCUGGUUCGCCAGGAGAAGGCAGCUCAGCGAGUGGACUAAUCGCCAUCUGUUUCCAUCUGUACGGAGAUAGUGUUGGCCCCUCACGCACAUGGGGUUUCUCCAGGUGCUCCGGUUUCUUCCAACGUGUAUAAAAACAUUCAUUAGGUGGCUGAAAACAUCUUGAAAUAAACAUUGAAUUGCAGGAUCCUUUUGAAUAAGACCCAUAUGGCCCAGUUUGGCUUUCCUGGAUAAAUAAGUAAAUUUUUAUUCAGUGAUGCAGCGAUAAGAGUAGUGCAUAAUACGAAAGUAAGAAUUUUUUUAUCAGCGCCCCAAGUGAUGUGUUAUUUGUAUUCAUAUCUUGAAAUUAGGGAAUAAAUAUUUGAAAUGGUCAAAUAUUUGUAUUCAUUUAUAGUGCAAUCCUGUUUCUUAUGAUGUCAGUCAACACCGUUUUGACUGAUUCUCAAAAAAUAAAUAUAACCGAUUUUAUCCCAU